CAAAAUUAAUUGAAAUCUUGAACAAUUUUCUCGUUCUCCUCUUAUCCACAAAAAUGUCAGAAAGACCAACAACAAUUCGGGAAGCACUUGAAAAGUGGGAGAAGAAGAAUGAAAUGAAAGCAACGGAAGCGACAGAAAUCGGUUUGCAAUUUCAAAUGCCACCAAUCGAUAAAAUGACAAUGGAGCUUGCUGCACUUAAGAAUUGUGAAAAAUUGUCUUUAUCUACAAAUAACAUCGACCGAAUCAUCCUUCCACCACUUCCUAAUUUGAAAAUAUUGGCACUAGGACGGAAUAACAUUAAGAGCUUUGCUGGUUUGGAUGCUCUGGCUGAUUCUUUAGAGCAAUUGUGGAUAAGCUAUAACUCAAUUGAAAAACUUAAAGGCAUCGAAGUAAUGAAGAAGCUCAAAGUGCUCUAUAUGGGAUACAAUUCGAUCAAAGACUGGAAUGAAGUUUCAAAGCUUGCAGCACUUAGUAAAACUCUCACAGAUUUCAAUAUUUACGGAAAUCCAGUGGUUCAAGGCAUGGAAGAAGUAUUUUAUCGACCAGAAGUCAUUCAACGUCUGCCGUUCCUAAAGAUGCUCGACGGUGAGCCUGCUAUACUCUAAAUUGAUUUUUCGUUUAUAUUUAUUGCGAAUUUAUGAACUGUUAAAAAAUUAUUCGGGCAAUAAAUUGCCUGAAAAC
Chironomus riparius is the source of this 681-nucleotide messenger RNA. NCBI's taxonomy places the organism in Eukaryota, Metazoa, Arthropoda, Insecta, Diptera, Chironomidae. The record is from the annotation of a GenBank genome assembly.